Girardinichthys multiradiatus is the source of this 1188-nucleotide messenger RNA. RefSeq lists its product as uncharacterized. Gene Ontology annotation, molecular function: DNA binding. The annotation marks the transcript as partial. Lineage: Eukaryota; Metazoa; Chordata; Actinopteri; Cyprinodontiformes; Goodeidae. The record is from RefSeq and is a predicted model, not a curated record. The transcript has 2 exons. Gene Ontology annotation, biological process: DNA recombination; DNA integration.
AUGGUAUUCCGAGAUAAUCAGCCUGCUGGCAGCAGAGCCGUGGCAACUCCCCGUUUGCCGGGAUCUCCUCACUCAGGCAGGGGGGGAGAUAUUUCAUCCACACCCAGAGAUGUGGAAGCUGCAUGCUUACCUGCUGAGAAGUCCAGCUUGUUAGCCAAAGGCCUCCCCCCUGAUGUGGUGGCAACAAUCCAGAAUGCAAGAGCAUCCUCCACUAGAGGCUUAUACGCUUAUAAAUGGAGAGCUUUUGUGCAGUGGUGUGAGGACAAGCACAUUGUUCCAUUUCAGUGCUCUAUGGUGGAAGUUUUAACGUUUUUACAGGAUCUGCUGGAUAAAGGUCUUUCCUUUUCCACAAUUAAGGUCUACUUGGCUGCCAUUUCUGCCUGCCAUAUUGGUUUUAAGGGAGUCACACCAGGUGCUCAUCCUCUGGCUGUACGCUUCUUAAAGGGGGUUCGUAGACUCAGACCUGUGAUUAAACCCAGUUUUCCUUCCUGGGAUCUCACAUUGGUACUAGAAGCUCUUUGUGACCCUCCAUUUGAACCUUUGGAGUCAGUAGAUGUGAAGUUCCUUUCAUAUAAGCUUGCUCUGCUUCUUGCUCUGACAACUGCAAAGCGAGUUGGAGACCUCCAUGCUUUGUCUGUAAAUCCUACCUGCAUACACUUUUCACCUGAUGGUUCCAAGGUCACCUUGCGACCCAAUGCAGCUUAUCUUCCUAAGGUUAUACCUUCGGACUACAGCUCCAUGACUAUGGAGCUUUCGAGUUUUUGUCCACCUUCUUUUGCAUCUGAGGAACAAAGGAGGUUACACUUCCUGUGCCCUUUACGUGCACUGCGUAGUUACAUUGACCGUACUCAGUCUGUGAGGUUGUGUGAUCAACUGUUUGUGUGUAUUGCUAACCCAGCAAGGGGGAAAGCUCUGUCCAGACAAAGACUCUCCCACUGGAUUGUGGAGGCUAUUUCUCUGGCUUACAGCAACAGGGGUCUCCCAAUGCCACGUGGUGUGAGGGCUCACUCCACCAGGGGCAUAGCGACCUCCUGGGCCCUAUUUAGAGGGGUGCCCAUGAGUGACAUUUGUGCUGCAGCCAGCUGGUCUUCGCCGCACACAUUUGUAAAGUUUUAUCGUUUGGAUGUGACAACCCCUUCUGUGGCUCACUCUGUUCUUUCUGCUGGAAUUUCAAGUUCAAUGCAAAGA